Molecule: messenger RNA, 2061 nt
Organism: Insectozyma verbasci
Lineage: Eukaryota; Fungi; Ascomycota; Pichiomycetes; Serinales; Debaryomycetaceae
Source: the annotation of a GenBank genome assembly
AUGACUAAACGUUCUCCAACAUUUCAAUCUGAAAUAUUGAAAGCUUUUAAUGCCUUACGGCCAGAUCCAAUCAAUAAACUUGAGCUAAAUGAUCAACACAUGAGAAAAUAUGAGGAUAAAUUAUCUCCUUUAUUACAUGAUUAUCAUCAACCAAAAGAUAUAAAUGAUAAAAAGAGAGUUUUAGCUCCAAUAGCAUUCAAAAAUACAUUUAGUUUUCCCGUCGAGUCAGUACUUAAUUUGAAUGUCAAACCUGGAGAGCCCUACUUUGUAUUUUGGUUUAUAAUUAGUUCAUAUUUUCCAUUAACAGCUGCUUGUUUAGGUCCUUUAUCUAAUAUGGUUUCAAUAAUUGCUUUAAUCCAACAUUGGAGACAAGAUAAAGAAACUGGUCAUUUAUAUUCAGAUACUCAUAAAGUUGUUGUUAUGAAUGCAUUAUCAUUGGCUUUAGGUAUAAUUGGUAAUAUUUCUUUAUUGAUGAAUUUUUCAAGAUCGGUCAAAUAUUUAAUUAGUCAAUGUAUUUCAAUUUUUGCUUGGUUUUGUGCUAGUUGUUUAUUAACUGCUGCUGUUUUAGUCGCAAAUUAUCAAACAAUGACUCCGGGUCUAGAAAAAUCUGAAGGUUUUUAUUUUGCUUGUUUUACCGCUGCUUUUUAUUUUUCAUGUACGGUAAUUUUAUUAAUAAACUUUUUGGGUUACAAACUAAAGAAGUAUCCAGCUACUUUCAAUCUAGAUCAAAAACAAAGAACGUUAAUGGUGUUUACUAUCUUUUUCACAAUCUGGACGGUAUGUGGAUCAGUUGCAAUGGAACAUUUGAUUAGUGAUUUGACUUAUGGAUCUUCUAUGUAUUAUUGUAUCGUUUCAUUUUUAACUAUAGGGUUAGGAGAUGUCACUCCUCAUAGAUCAAGUGCGAAAGUAGUCGUUUUAAUCUUUUCACUUGGUGGUGUUUUAAUCAUGGGUUUAAUUGUUGCCAGUUUAAGAUCAGUCAUUUUAUCAAGUGCAGCUCCAGCUAUAUUUUGGAAUGAUUUAGAAAAGGCAAGAAUAGCAUUAAUUGAUAAACUAGAACGUGAAUCCAUCCAUCUAACUCCUGAAGAAGCAUUUCAUAAGAUGAGAGUACUACGAAGAAAAGUUAAAAGAAAACAUGGAAAUUUCUCAAUAGCAAUUACCUUAACUAUAUUUAUGUUAUUUUGGCUUAUUGGUGGUUUUAUAUUUCAUAAGAUUGAGAAGUGGACUUAUUUUCAACUGAUUUAUUUUUGUUUUUUAUGUUUGUUGACAAUUGGAUAUGGGGACUACGCACCAAAGACAAACUUAGGACGUACAUUCUUUAUAUCGUGGUCAAUUGGUGCAGUUCCGCUUAUGACAAUUCUUAUCAGCUCGGUUGGUGACCAGUUGUAUGAUUUUUUUCAAAGUUUGUCUGUUUGGUUUCUGGGUUGGUUUUUUGCAACCGAUUUAGAAUAUGAAAUGAGAAAAUCAAAGAAAAAACAAAGAAGAGAAGAUCAAGAUGAUAUAAUGACAUUAAACUCUAGAGCUGUAUUAGAGGAAGAAGUCCAAGAAGAUGAAGAAAUGAGUUCGUUAGAUGAAGAAGAUGAUAUUAUGAAGAAUGAAGUGGAAAAUGAAAUAGAAGAGGAGGAAGAGGAAAUUGAUGAAGGAGAGGAAGCAGAGGAAGCAGAGGAAGCAACAGAACGCAAUUCAUUUAAUUUAGACCAUUCCAAACUAGUAGACAAGAUUAAAACUUCAAAAGAAGCUCAUGAAAAUGUAUUAAAGUUUUUGGAACAUUUAAAAUCAUUGAUUCGAGACUCAGUACAAAAUCCACAAAAGAAGUAUACCCACAAACAAUGGCAGGAAAUACUUAGGCUGUUAGACUCCAAAGAGAUUGAUAAAGGGGCAGCUCAGUAUGGUACAUACGAUGGAUUUUGGUUAGGGCCAAAUUCUCCAUUAAGAUUGCCCUUAAAAGAACCAAAUUAUAUGAUUUUAAGAGUUUAUUUUAGGAUAGAAGAGAUCCUACAAAAUAUAAUGGAUGACGAGAUUGAGGACAUGAAGUUGUUCUCCAAAAUGGAACAUGGAAAUUGA